This is a messenger RNA of Peniophora sp. CBMAI 1063, 564 nucleotides long. The record is from the annotation of a GenBank genome assembly. Lineage: Eukaryota; Fungi; Basidiomycota; Agaricomycetes; Russulales; Peniophoraceae.
AUGGACAUUGCACUUGCCUGGAGUAAAGGAUCGGCGAAGUUGGCAUGCAGUCUUCUGAAUGCGUCCAAUAGUCGAGACCUCCGGAUGCAACACGAGGCAGAUGAACCUCCUACUCUAGGAGACUAUAGAAACCUCACCUGGGGUCUCGAGAGUCACACCAUUGUGUCUUGGGCCAAUCUCAGACGAAUGCGCGCCAUACACGUACAGAGGAUGCACGGCCCAACCGGUCUUUCGCGACUUGUGGCCGAUUUGAUCGCAUCGAGGCGCGACAACGGCACCUUCGAUGCCAUCUUCAAGCUCAUUGGCGAGGAGUUGCUGACGCUGCUGCAGCUCUCUGCGUCUAGCGUGCCAGAUGACGGUGUCAGAGUCUUCGAGUUGCUGGAGGAGUUGAGUCCGCAGAGAACCACUCGGGCCUCUAGAUUCCUUGAGAGAUGGCUUCGUGGGAAAGAGCCUGGCACGGAUAAGGCAAGAGUAGAGAUACUUACGGUCAAAACGACAUUCGAAAGUGCCGCAGAUGACAUGGAUACAGGCUGCCUCUACGUGAUCCCGUCGUCGUACUAUUGA